Molecule: messenger RNA, 687 nt
Organism: Darwinula stevensoni
Lineage: Eukaryota; Metazoa; Arthropoda; Ostracoda; Podocopida; Darwinulidae
Source: the annotation of a GenBank genome assembly
CAUGCAUAUAAAGCAUGUUCUAACAUCUUGGCUUCUGUGGCACUUCGGACUUCGAAAUAAAUGAACGAAAGAGUGAAAAAGGAGAACUUUUCUUCUGGUGAUGAAGUUCAUCUUGAGGAGAUUGUCAAGGAACAUCCAGAGGUAGAGAGCAGAAGAUACGAUGCAGACUAUAUGCAUAAGAAAAACAAUGCCUGGAAAAUGAUACAUGAAGCUUACAAUUCCUCGUGCCCCAGUGGAAACACCCGAUCCCUUGACCAAUUGAAGGGGCUGUGGAACAGAUUGAAGGUCAAGGCUACUCAAGAUCGCGAUCAGCAGCGAAAAAAGGCGAAAAAGACGGGCGGAGGAGAGAAGCCACCUGAAAUGGAUGAGUUGAGCAAUUACAUCAACGAAGUUGUGCUCCCUCCUCAUGCCAAAAGUCCGCUUCACAAUCCGUUUGAUUCGGACAGCGAAGGCAAGCCUCUGGAAGUUCGAACAGAGAAGUUAGUGCCGACAUCAAGAGAAAAUCUUGAUCCGGAACAAAGUCUGCCAAAGGCAAAAAAGAGAAAAGCGGAUUUCUAUGACCAUCUUCUGGAAAUGGCCCAAAAGGAACAUGACAUCAAGAUGCGAAUCUUCCAAAUGAUGGAAUGGAAAUUAAAGCAUGAGUGUGAGCAGAUGUGGAUUGGGUUACUUCCACAGUUGCCGGCUUAG